UUUUAUGCGAAAUUGUGUUUGCUUUUGUUUACAAAACAAUAAAUUGUUAUUAAUUAUAAUACCUAAAAUAUUUUAUAACAAAAUAAUGCUAAAAGUGCCAUGUCUAAAGCAACAUCUACAUUUAUAGAAGAUGAAGAGUCCUGGGGUGAGCUCAAUAUAGAUGAUGCCGCUUUACAAAGUCUGCUGGACAAUCCUUUGGAGGAAUCGAAUACAUCACGACUACGUGAUGGAGAACAGCAUGAGGGAUUUGAUAAUAAUAUGGGCGAAUCUUGGAUUUAUCCCAACAAUUUACCAUGUCGUUCCUAUCAAAUGAGUAUAGUGCAGGCAGCUUUGUAUCGCAAUACCCUGGUGGUAUUGCCCACGGGUUUGGGUAAGACUUUUAUAGCAGCCGUAGUCAUGUACAACAUCUACAGAUGGUAUCCAAGGGGAAAGAUUAUAUUUAUGGCUCCCACUAGACCUCUAGUCAAUCAACAAAUUGAAGCUUGUCAAAAGAUCAUGCCAUUUCCCAAGAAAGAUACCAUUGAAUUGACGGGAAAAUUGCAGAGAGAUAAACGUGCUGAAAUGUGGAAAACUAAAAGGGUAUUCUUUGCCACUCCCCAAGUGGUGCAAUCGGAUAUAUUUGGUGGUCGUCCUCAGGCUGGGGAAAGUUUAGAUGAAUUUUCAUUUCAAGAUGGUCAGCAAGUGAAUAAAACUGAUUUUCCUUUUGAUUUGGUUAAACUGAUAGUUAUAGAUGAAGCGCACAAAGCUAAGGGAAAAUAUGCCUACACAGAGGUGACACAAGCUUUGGCUAGAAAUAAUAAAUAUUUUCGUGUUUUAGCCUUAUCAGCUACACCGGGUCGAACUUUAGAUGAUGUGGCCGAGGUGUGUCGUAAUCUUUUUAUAUCACACAUAGAGGUGCGUUGGGAUACUUCAUUGGAUGUUUUACCUUACAUACACAAAAGAUCCAUGGACACAGUAGUGGUGCCAAUGGGUGAUAGAAUUAAGAAAAUCAGAGAAGAACUACUACUUAUAGUGGAUCCCUAUUUAAGGCAACUAACAGAAGCUGAAGUUUUAUCUGGCUCAUUAACAAAUAUCAAUCGCAAUUUCCUGCUUUAUGAACAAAAACGUUUUCGUGAUCGUUCCUUCCAUUUGGGCCGUCAUCCCCAACAUUCUGCCAUUACUAGUAAUUUUGCCAUUUGUAUAAGUUUAUAUCAUGCUUUGGAGUUGCUGGAACGUCAUGGUUUAAGGGUAUUUCUAAAUAAUUUCGAAGAAGAUGAAGAGGGCAAAGCUAAGUUUGUUUUACAAAUGGAUCGUCGUUUAAGUUGGUUGGUGGAGAAGCUGAAAAAGGAAAUGGGUCCUAAUCCAUUUGAAUUUUCCGCGGCCCCUAUGACAAAUGGAAAAAUAGCCGAAAUACCAAAGGAUUUGGAUUUUGGUCAUCCGAAAUUUGAGAAAACUCGUGAAUGUUUGUUAAGACAUUUUGAGAAUACUGAAGAUUCUCGUGCCAUAGUUUUUUGUGAAUAUCGUGAAUCGGUUAUGCUGAUCUAUCGCAUGUUACUACAACAUGUACCGCUUCUAAAACCAAGAUGUUUUGUGGGACAAGGUGGCACCAGUGGCUCUCUCCGAGCAUUAACCCAAAAACAACAAAUACAAAUAAUGAAUGAUUUUCGUGAAGGUAAAAGUAAUAUACUUAUAGCAACCUCAAUAGGAGAAGAAGGCAUAGAUGUGGGUGAGGUGGAACUAAUAGUAUGUUUCGAUAUAAGCACUUCCAAUCCCACCAGAUUUGUGCAACGUAUUGGACGUACAGGACGCAAGAAAAAUGGUCAUGUUAUUAUGAUGGUUACCGAGGGAAGAGAACAGCAAUUGUUGCGUGAAGUAUUAUCCAAUAAAGAUCAAAUUAAUAAGAAACUUUUAAGAUCAACUGUGGUGCAGCAGUCUUUAUACAAACAUGCACCACGCUUAGUGCCUACCGAAUUUAAGCCUAAAUGUAUACAAACGUUUGUUAAACCACCCUCCGAUGAUGAAGAGCCUAGUACCAGUCCUAAAGGAAAGAAAUCACUGAAUAGUAAAGCCAAAACACCAGAAAAAGGUAAUCAAGAUUUGCGUAAAUUUUUCCAAAAGAAACCCAAACCAAUGGAUAAAGAAGAUAUGGAAUUCUUUGAAACGGAUACUAAUAUGACACAAGCUAAGCCAGGUUUGCAGACGCAGCAAAGAAUUGUUAAUAAAUUGGAUAAAAUGAAGAAUCUUUUCAAGGAUUUACAAUCACCAUCCAUAGCAACACAAACCCAAAAAGUGCUGCAAAAGACACCCACUAAAGUAAACAAUAGUCAGGGUUCUAUUAAGGAGUUCUUUAAGAAUCCUACAGCAAAAACUAAAACGAAUGUAAGUUUUAGUCAAUCACUAAAUGACAGUGACUUGAAUGUAUCCACUAUUGAUUUGUGUGAAGAGGAGCUUAUGGAUACUACUCCAACUAAAAUGAAUAGUAGUCAAGGUUCCAAUAAAGAUUUCUUUAAAACUCCUAAAGAGAAAGUUAAAACCAAAGAAAUAGUAAAAGCAACUUUAAAUGAGAGUGUGGAUUCCUUUAAAAGUUCCAAUGAAACAAUGGUUAAUAAUAAAAAUGGUAAAAGAAAAAUCGAUCCCGAACGUUUGCAAUUCCUAGAUGAUAUGCUCAGUACCACCUGGACAACACCAGAGGUUUUAAAACGUGCAGAAAUUAAUGAUUUAACUUAUCAUUUAAAAUCCAAAGAAUUGUCUAGAGAAAUGAAAAAGGUGUUUCUAAUCAAAAGUCCAGCGUAUAUCAAAGAAAAUCUAGAACAAAUGAAAGUUCUUAAAGCUUUAUAUGAAAAUGAUACUACAUCCUUUACAGAAGAAGAGAAAACUAUAAGAGAAAUAAAUAAUAUAAUUUUAGAUCUUUUUGGAGGCUUGGAAAAAGUGCAGCAAUUUUUGGAUGAUUUAAAUUCGCAAAAAUUCAAAGAAAAAGAUUUUGACUUUGAUGGUGAUUCUGAGGAAGAAGACCCCGAGGAAAUGGAUAAAUUUCAAAAGCAAUUAGACAAAAUAUUUGAAGGUUUAGAGGAUGGCCAAAGACAUGAUAAUUAUGAUUGGAUACAACAGCGACUUAAAGAAACGGCCUACUAUAAGGAGUUAAAUAAGAAUCGAGAACCAGAAAAUAAAGUACAAGAGUCCAUGGUGUAUGAUACGUUAGCCGAAAUAGAGGAGGGGGAAGAAAGUUCUUUAAAUAAUUUUGAAGAUUAUUCCAUAACUGAAUCCAAGUAUUGCAGUCAAUGGCAAGAGUUUAGUAAGACUGAUAUAACAUUCAAAUCAACACCACUGCAAAGUUCCUUUACAAGGCCACCUAAGAGGGGGGAAGCUUUAAGGAAAACUUCACUCUUAUGUAAACUAGAGGAGACACAAGAAGAACAUGAAAUACAAGAGGAACAAGGAAAUGUGGCAAAUACUAGCGCUAAUACUAAACAAAUACAAAUUGCCAUGGAAAAGUUGGCGGAAAAACUAAAGGAACAUUCGUUAACAGAAGCACAAAACUCCCAUAAAAAUCCCCAACAAGAAUUUGAGAAAAUUUUCAAAACUAAAGUUAUAGAUUAUGAACAACGUAAACAGGAAAUGGAAAUUAAAGAAAAUCUCUUAAAAGAAGAACAAAGUGAACCUCUUGAAAACUUAGACGAAUUGGAAAAUAUGUUUGCCACAAAAAGACAAGAUUAUGAAAAGCGUAAAAUGGAACUUAUUAAUGCUCAAAAGGAAUUUGAAAAAACUCUAAAAACAAAUGAAACAUCUAAACAGAUAAAUAAAGUAAAAGAUGAAAACAUCACUGCCCAAGAUAAAGAACAGAAUAAUGAAAAGCCUAAUUCAGUUACAAACGAAAACUUAAACUCCACUAGUCAAUUUGAUGAUUUCCAAUUACCCGAUGAGCAGGAGUUAAUAAUGGCGGCUGCUGAAGCAGAAUUGAAAUUUACACAAACUAAACAGAAAGAAGACAAUAAAAAAGACUGUAGUUCCAAUCUCCAAGAUCUUAAUAAAACUCCCGAUAUAAGUAAUUUAACAAAUGAUAAAACUAAUAGCUUUAACAACAUUGGCAAACUAACACCUCCUUCCUUAAAUUCCACACCCGAAUUAGAUUUAAGUCACAGAGAGAUAGGAAAACCCACAAAACCUUCACUAACCUCAACAUUACCCACACCACCGGAAUUGUCGUUGCAGGAACAAUUAGAUAUUGAUAUGGAUGCCUUUUUGGAUCCCUUUCCCGAAGAACAGGAACUAAUCAAAACUACCCAGACCUCUGUUAGACGUGAGAGUUUUAAAGAAAACAUAAUAACCUCAUCGAUUAUACGAGAAUCACCGGAUCUAUUUGCCGAAGAACACCUACACAACUCGCCCAUUAAAAGACCUAUAGCGGCUAAAAAACCUACUUUAGCAGCAAAAUUAUCCUCAAAACUUAAUCUACAAAAGUGUCAAUCCUCCUUAAAUCCUAGCACUUCCUUGAAUUCUCCACAGAAACCGUUAUUUAGUACACAAAAUGCUAAACAACUUUUAAAAUCUCCCACCACUCGCCUAACCAUUGAUAAGCAAAAAUACGAAAAGUCACCUAGUAUUUUUGAUAUGUAUAUGAAGAGUACUAAGGGUAAAGGCAAGUUACCUAAAACUUUGGCCAGUAACUCACUGAUAGCCUCAUCCUCAAAUGUGACAAAUAAUGUAAGUAAAACUCUAAAAGAUUCUCCGCUACCAGCUUCACAACGAGAUGAAAGUAUAAUUGUGGUUAGAAGUAGAAGUGGUAAAGCUUCCAAGAGAAAAAUAUUUGAUAGUGAUAGCGAGCAUGAGGAAGAGAAUGAAGUACAUGGUGUUAAUGCUAUUGCAGAGGAAAGUGAUGAUGGAAGUGAUUUUGAAGAAAUUGCGGCUACUCAAGGGGUAAGUUGA
Lucilia cuprina (Australian sheep blowfly) is the source of this 4902-nucleotide messenger RNA. RefSeq lists its product as uncharacterized. NCBI's taxonomy places the organism in Eukaryota, Metazoa, Arthropoda, Insecta, Diptera, Calliphoridae. The record is from RefSeq and is a predicted model, not a curated record. Bases 100 to 4902 code for a protein of 1600 amino acids. Gene Ontology annotation, molecular function: four-way junction DNA binding; four-way junction helicase activity; 3'-5' DNA helicase activity. The transcript has 3 exons. Gene Ontology annotation, biological process: interstrand cross-link repair; double-strand break repair via synthesis-dependent strand annealing; replication fork reversal.